AUGCCUCAUCCCGAUAUGACAUACUACGUCUCAAAUGAUCCCGCUUGGUGGCCGCUCAUCACCGGUGCUCGUUUUUCAGCCUAUUUUGUAGUUGCAUCAUCUGCUGUGGUGGUAUAUGAUUGGACAUGCACAUUCGCACAAGAGUUCGAGCUGAUCUGGGUGAGCAAAGUCCUAUUAAGAAGCAAACAGGAUAAUGCAGUUGAAUCGGUGCAGAUGCAACGCUGGUCCUUCAUGUCCGUUCUUUAUGUUUGUGUGCGCUAUAUUGGAAUAUUAUAUUCUUUGUAUGAUUUCAUGGCUAAGAAGUUGACACCCACUGUACUAAUGAACCAUAUCUCACAAUCAGCACUGCCAUACUUUCAUGUAGGGUCUUUCCCAGUCCCGAUGACAGAUGUAGUGGCUACUGACUCCACUCCUACACAGGGGUUCAUUCGAAGCGGCGAGUCUAUGAAUGCACAACUCUCACCGAGUUUUUCAGGCCAUAUCCUUUAUUUCAUAUUGAUGUGGACGCCUGUCAUCGUCGAUGCCAUAGUGGGCGUCAUCAUGAUGACUCGGAUAUAUGCCAUGUAUGGGCGGUCCAAAAAGAUGCUCAUCUUUCUCGCUGUACUCUUGCUGGUUUCUAUCAUCGCCACUGGAGUUGUGACGGUAUUUGGAAACCUGGGUGUUUCGGGGGGGGAAGCUGUGCUUUCUGGUUACCACAUGUGUUUUUUCAAGAUUGACACAGACUUAACAGAUCUGAAUGCUGAUAUGUUGAUACCCACCGCAAUAUGGGAGAUCGUCGCCUUUUUUCUUGCAGUAUGGAUUUUUAUGAAACACCUCCGUGAACUGCGACAAUCGCAGGGAGGAUCGACCACUGGGGACUGUUUCACGGUGUUAAUACAAAGUCACGUGUUGUACUUUCUAGCCUUUGUUAUCGUGGCUUGCGUCACUCUGGGUACACUGUCUCUAUAUAUCACGUACCCAUCUACUUUGGGAGUUGCUGUGUAUAACUGCAUUUUCAACAUCUCCCAGGACUUCCAGAUGUGUGUGCUGGGACCACGUCUGAUCCUCAGCAUCCGUGAAUAUCACGCUAAGCUCGUGGCCGGGUCUGACGGGGGAACACACAUGACAUCCAUUGCUUUCCAGUCUGGCGGAGAUACAUUGACUGGCGGAGAUGCGUUGACUGGUGGAGAUGCGGAGCACUGGAAACCAUCCAAGUGAUCAACUCCGGGAGCAUGUACCAUUUGAUUUCGAGUUUUGUUGUGGUAUUUAAGUACAACCCACUUAUAUAAAUAUGUACUUCUUUGAUCUCAUACAUGGGCAUAAAUGGCAUACAAAAGGGAGUAAGCACAUAUGCAACACAGGGACGACAUCUUCACUUGGUUCUUGAGCUUGAAACUCGGCCCAUCACUCGGGCUGGUCCAUUGCCAGAAAG
Molecule: messenger RNA, 1411 nt
Organism: Suillus clintonianus
Lineage: Eukaryota; Fungi; Basidiomycota; Agaricomycetes; Boletales; Suillaceae
Exons: 12
Coding region: 1-1197 (398 amino acids)
Source: RefSeq, a predicted model, not a curated record